Magallana angulata is the source of this 2057-nucleotide messenger RNA. RefSeq names its product brain-specific homeobox protein homolog. Gene Ontology annotation, biological process: regulation of DNA-templated transcription. The coding region runs from base 434 to 1165 and encodes 243 amino acids. The transcript is spliced from 4 exons. Gene Ontology annotation, molecular function: DNA-binding transcription factor activity, RNA polymerase II-specific; DNA binding. Lineage: Eukaryota; Metazoa; Mollusca; Bivalvia; Ostreida; Ostreidae. The record is from RefSeq and is a predicted model, not a curated record.
UUCUUUCCUAAAUCCGUGUGCACGAGGCAAUUUGUUUCUAUGAUUGUCCACGGUACCGAACUGGGAAAUAAUUUUGUGUCAUGUUUUGCUUGUGUAUAACCGUUUGGUCUUUUGCAGCCAAAUAUGGUGGCAAAAGACCGUAAGAAACUAAGCUAAAAGUCAAUAAAAUCGGACAGUUUUUUAAGUAAAGGUGGACAUUUAUAAGCUAAUGUUGAGUUUAUUGUCGGCUUUUUCUCGGAUUUGCAAACUUGCUAAUAAUUGUGAGAGUCGAGUUUUUGAUGUGUUACAAUUUAAUCAGAAAAAAUCAAUGGCUAAAAUGGAAACGACAAAGAUGUGCGAAUAAUCUUGCUCCCAGUAAUGCAAAAGUCAAGAGAAAUUCUCCUCACAACCAGCCUUCCACAUCCUACAGUCAGUAUUGGAUCCUAAAUUUCAAAUGAAUAAAAUGCAGUACCCCGAGGGCCAUGGACAGAGACCCACCUCUUUCUUUAUAGAAGACAUUCUUCUUAACAAACCCAAACCUACAUUCCGGGAACUACCGCCUUCUCUUCAACUGAGACCGACUGUUUCGGAUUUUCCGGGAUACCCUUAUUUUCCGGGUAUCUUCUACCCGCACCAAGUGCUUCAUCAGACUCCAAGCUUUAUCAAACACCCAGAACAUCCUUUUUUGAUGCCGUCUGUUGCCGGCUUUCCCCUGGCGCCUAUAUACCAGCACGAUAGCCCCGGAAAACACUGCCGGCGCCGGAAGGCGCGCACCGUGUUCAGUGACCAGCAACUGAAUGGUCUGGAGAAACGGUUCGAGGCCCAGCGAUAUCUGUCCACUCCAGAGAGGGUGGAGCUGGCAAAUCAGCUCAGUCUGUCCGAGACACAGGUAAAAACAUGGUUUCAAAACCGAAGAAUGAAACACAAAAAGUUACAGAAGAAAACUAACGAAGAUGGGGAAGAGAUAAAUAGUGACGACAUAAAAGAAACCGGAUCUGACGAUGAAGAUUCACGUGACAGUUUUACUUCCGGUGAUGCGUCGGAAAAAGCGCAGUGUUCCAACAAAGUCAGUAUUUUAGACAGCAAACUAUCGAGUUCUUCGUUAUACAAACCUUACCAACUGGAAACCAGGGAAGAGGAACAGGAAGACGAAAUUGACGUGGUAGACAGCGAGAGUGAGGGAUGAAUGGGAUCGGAUCUGUGAUUGUUGUUGUUACCUCAUAGUGUCAUUGCUGUUUUUACAUAAACCUGGUGCUUAGAUGUAUUUUGUUUAAAUACAGAAUAUUUGUUGAACUCAGAAAUUCUAUAUGUGUAACAUCAUAGCUUUCACAAAUUGUACUUCUUUAUUAUAUGAACUGUAUUAAUAUAUGAUAUUACCUAAAUAACUUAGGUAUCUUACAUCAGAGUUAAAGCAACUAUUCUCGUGACACUUUUGUCUGAAUAUUUUUAACCAUAUAUUCAACUCUGACAUUUUUUCAUGUUUGUGAGUGUGUAUAAGUUGGUCUGUGUUUUUUUAUGUAGUGCUUUAUUAAUUGUAAUGAAAUCCAUAAAUUUAGAAUGCCGAAGCGAGAAUAUUACUUUAUUUUAUAAAUCAACUAGUCUUUUGUAGAGUGUGUUUACAGUGCUGACAACUUUUACUUAUAUCUUUUUUACUUUAGGUAGUUACCAUAAUUUAUACUUAUGAAACGUCCUUUGAAUCAUAAUGAAGCACUAAUUAUGUGUAAAAUUUUUCUUACUGAAAAUAUUUUUUUGCAAAAGAUAUUUUAGAUGGAAAGUAAUGGCCAUAACUAGAAUUUUGUGCGAAAUGCUGUAUUGUAAUGAUGUAUGUUCUAUAGAUGUGUAUAAGCUGAUGUUUGUCGAAUGAUCUUAUAUUUUAGCAUAAGCAUAUAGCAUAUACCGUAUACAGUUUAAGAUGGAUUUUAUAUUGAAAUUUUGAUUGAUGCAUUUCCAAACAUAAUUCUGUAUAUUAUUUCAAUAUUUUCGAUUCCGUCUAUUAUUUGAAUAUUUGUGUAACUUAUAGAUGUAAUAUUAUAAUAAAAACUUAUGUAAUAAAGUAGAAAAAUGCCAAAAAUACCUUA